AUGGCUGAUGGUGGAAUGUUACCGUCAUCAACUCGACCAGCAAACUUUCGUUAUGGAAAUACUGAUCAAAAUCGUCUUCUAAAUCGUCUAGUUUCCCAUCCGUUAAAGUCGAUUCAAGAUGAAAAAAGUAGUUCCCCGCAACCACCCGGUGGUGAUCAUUAUCGAGCCUUUUCAAAUAAACAGAUACCUGCCGAACAUAAAUUUGAACCUUUGCCAGUACUAAAACGUUAUCAAAAAUACAAUGAUCCGAAAGAAAUUCAAGCACGUAAUCGACAGGAACUAAUUGAAGCAAACAAACUACGGGUCUCAUCACCUGAUUCACCAGCUGAGAAACGUGCGAAACUCUCAUUACCACCGAUUAAUGGCCGAACUUCAGAAAUGAGCAAAGCCAGCGAUGCGGCUUCUGACUGGGGAUCAACUGCAUCUGCUAAGCGUAAACAACUCGAUGCGCGAGAGAAAAUGCAAGGAGAGUCAAAUAUGGGUAAAGUAAUCGAUUACAUAAGACAAGCACCUGAUGGUUUCUUCCUGUAUCUGUCGCAUUCAUACUCGCGAAACGAUACGCGGCAUAGUUACUAUAACUUGAAAGUUGUUAAUUAUGAACAAUGCGGACGAGAAUAUUUCACAAUCUCGAAUGCCGGUGUUAGUUAUUAUCGUCCAGGAGAAGAAGUAGAGUUCACUCCAUUGGAAAAUUUUGCCAAAGAAUAUUAUCGAUACGUUCGAUUAAUCAAAAUCAAAACGUUUUCAACUUUCAGAAUGUGGAAAGCGUUUAUGGUAUGGUAUAAAAACAUUCGUAUCAAACAAGUCACUGGUUCAUCGAAAGCUUUGAAAGAAAAUCUAUUCUUCUUACAAGAUGCAUUACGACCUGCGUUAUUGAACAUUCGUGAAAUGUGCUUUCGUAUUAGUGAUAUGAGUCUUUGUAAAAUCGAAAAGAAACAUACGUAUACAUUGCAUGAAUUUAUUAAUAGUCAAACGGAAACAUUGAAUCAAGUUGCUGAACGUUUACAAGAAUUUCGCGAUCUCGUCAAAGAUGUUGUCGCUAGUGCUUGUCGAACACGUCUAUUCGAAGCGGGAUUUGUGCCAGACGAUUUCCUUCAUCCAACUGAUAUGACCAAUGAUGGUCUUAAUGGUGCUGCUUUUACAAUGCCCGAUAGCAUGGAUAUUGAUACAUUGGCACAGCCACCUGAUAAGGCAACGUAUGCAGAACAAGCAAAUAAACGAGCACAAUGUCGACGAUUAACAAAUUUCAUUCGUUUAUGUGAUUAUCUAAUUGUCAAUACAUUCCACGUGCUUGCCAAGAAUUCCGUACAUUCAUUGAAAAAUCAUUUUCUCGAACAGAUUGAAGCGACGCCGAAGAAAGAUGAAAUUGUCGGCUAUGUUGAAGAAAUCAAACAAAAGGUUGAUAAACAAAUAGCAGUAGCAACUGAAGGUGAAGAAGAUCCAAACGCUGAACAUCAAGCACCUCCUCCGCCUCCUCAAGCGCCACCACCACAACCCGGCCCACCUGUACCUGGUGUUCGACAAGCCGGAGAAGAGGAUGCCGUUGCUAAACGCCACAUUCCAUUAUUUGUUACUGAAAUGAAAUUAUUUAUGGAAGCUAUUCAAUAUGAUCCAGAUGGGAUUGCUUUCCAGAAUGGUAUUAAUAACGUCAUUUCCAGUUUUCAAGAAACGCUUCUUUCCAUCAGAAAUCUUUUACCUGACGCAACAUUCGAUAAUUUUACUCGACCUUACAUCAAUGAGAAGUACGAAGAGAAGAUAUGUGGUGACGGACCAGACCUUCGCAGCAUGUUCUUGGCCGAUUUCCACUUUAAAGACUUGAUUAAAGAUUGCAACAGUUCAUUAGAAGCUGGUUUCAAUGCCGCAAAGAUUUAUUCAGACACAUUCGCAGAUUUCCAUCAGUUCUACGUCGAAAACGAAAACACAAACAUCGACGCAUUGAAAACUGAACCUCACGAUGUGGAAUUCUUCGCUGAAUCUUUGGCUAAAUACACGCGUCAAGAAAAGAUCGCUCAAGCAAUCGAUGCUAAAAAACCGUUAGGUCUUCUCAUGAUUGACGCAACGGAUACCAAGACGAAAUUAGAACCGUCACCACGAAGAAUAUUGGAUAUCAUCAAUGAAAUCUUACCAAAAAUUGCUAAGGCUAAAACCGAUGCAGUCAAAUCCGAAGCUCAAGAUGCUACAGUUAAAUUGGAAACGAAACCUGAGACUACACUUGAUUUUGUUGAUGCUCUAACAUUUCUUGAUGAAAUUCAAGAACGUAUUGAGCCACUCGAACAAGAAGCAGAAGUUGUUCGUCAAAUGUACGAACUCAUCGAUCAAUACACAGUUCCGUGUCCACCCGAAGAUAUCGUCUCAUACAGUUCAUUAGCCACAACACUAAACAGCUGUCGUAAUGCGAUUGAUAAAGCAUUGACAGAACGUGAUGCUAAUGUUGUCAAGUUCGUUGGUUUAUUGGAUAAAGAUAUUGAAAUUCUAACGCAAGAAGUUCGACAGAUCAAACAAGAUUCUCAAAAUCCGAUGAUACUCGAUCCAACAGCUGAUAAAGACAAAGUGAAAUUAAUCUUAGAUGAUUAUUUGAAAAAGAUGGAUCAUCAACAAAAAACAUCGACAAAAUAUCGUUUAUAUCAAAAGAAUUUCAAGGUCGAAGUGACGAAAUUCGAUGAACUAGAAGAAGUCUACGGUGAAUUAAAACUCAAAGAAUUGCUUUGGAAUUCAUUGAAUGAAUGGGAUGCUAUGCUAGAUGAGUACAAAGUUGGUGAUUUUAAUAAAUUGGAUCAUGAACAAUUAACAGGAACCGUUAACAAAUAUGGCAAAUAUGUUUAUCAAUUAGAACGUGGUUUACCGCCCAAUCAACUAGUGCCAAUCUUGAAAGAUAAAGUCGAAUCACUUCGAGCGAAAUUGCCAACGGUGACAAAUCUUCGUAAUCCGAAUUUACGUCGCCGUCAUUGGGAUGUAAUCGAAGAUCUGAUCAAAUUCCACCCGACAGUAGAAGAACCAUUGACAUUGGGCAAACUCAUCGACAUUGAUGCUUUUCAACACGAAGAAAGACUUCAAGAAAUCUCUGGUCAAGCUAGUUCCGAAGCUAGUCUUGAGGGCAUUCUUAAACGAGUCGAAGAUUCUUGGAAGGCAGUGGAAUUUCCUGUCAUUCCAUACAAAGAUUACAAAGAUGUUUACAUUCUUGGUGGUACUGACGACAUCAUUCAAUUAUUAGACGAUGCUGUUAUUAACAUUUCAACUAUUGCCAGUUCACGUCAUGUUGGUCCAAUCAAACCACGUGUGGAAGAAUGGCAAGCCAAUUUAGAUUUGUUCACAAAAACACUUGACGCGUGGUCGAAAUGUCAGAAAACUUGGCAAUAUUUAGAAUCAAUUUUCGGUGCGCCUGAUAUUCAACGACAAUUGCCAGCGGAAGCCAAAAUGUUCAAUCAAGUAGAUAAAACAUUCAAAGAUGUGAUGAGAAAAACAAAUAAAAUUCCAUUGGCUAUCAAAGCCGGAACGCAACCUGGUUACUUGGAAUUAUUUCAAACCAAUAACGCUUUGCUCGAUCAAAUUCAACACGCUUUAGCUUCAUACUUGGAAACAAAGCGUUCAAACUUUCCACGAUUUUACUUUCUGUCGGAUGAAGAAUUACUUGAAAUUCUUUCUCAAACACGAAAUCCAUUGGCUGUUCAACCACAUUUACGAAAAUGUUUCGAAGGUAUCAAUCGUUUGGAAUUCAUCAGCAAGGGUGGUGACGAUAUGGAAAUGACUGUGACGCUGGCGCCAGAAAUUCGUGCAAUGCUUUCGCCAGAAGGUGAACGCGUCGAAGUCUUGAAAGUCAAAGCAACUGGAAAUGUCGAAGAUUGGCUGAAACAAGUCGAGAAGAACAUGAUCACAGCUGUUCGUGCGUGUAUCAAAAAAGCCAAAGAUGAUUUCGAGAAGAGUAUUCGUGAAGAAUGGCUAGUCCGACAUCCUCAUCAAAGCGUAUUGACUGUCUCGCAAACAUAUUGGUGUUUGGCUUUAACACGCAUUUUGAUGGAUGAUGAUUCAGUUCGACAAGAAAGCCUCGAAGCGUUCGAACAAAAAAGUUACAAAGACUUGAAUAAGCUAGCCGCACUCGUUCGUCAAGAAUUACCACAACUUGUUCGAGAUGUCUGUCGAGCAUUGAUUACUAUCGAUGUACAUGCUCGUGAUAUCGUCUCAGAAAUGGUUUCAAUUAAGAAUGCUGCUAUUACAAGUUUCGAAUGGCUAAAACAAUUACGAUACUACUUUGAACAAGAUAUGACUAUAAUUCGUAUGGCCAAUGCACAAUAUAUCUAUGGUUAUGAAUAUCUCGGAGCAUCAGAUCGACUGGUUAUCACACCUCUUACCGAUCGAUGUUAUUUAUGUUUAAUGGGUGCAUUACAGUUAGAUUUAGGUGGUGCACCAGCAGGCCCAGCUGGUACAGGAAAAACGGAAACAACUAAAGAUUUGGCGAAAGCUCUAGCUAAACAAUGUGUCGUUUUCAACUGUAGUGAUCAAGUUGACUACAAGAUGAUGGGCCGAUUUUUCAGUGGUUUAGCACAAUCAGGUGCAUGGGCUUGUUUUGACGAAUUCAAUCGAAUCAACAUUGAAGUGCUUAGUGUCAUCGCACAACAAUUAAUUACUAUUCGCGAUGCGAAAGCAGCAAAAUUAUCUACAUUUAUGUUCGAAGGUCGUGAAAUUCGACUUGUACCCACAUGCGCUGUCUUCAUUACAAUGAAUCCUGGCUAUGCUGGUCGUACUGAAUUGCCCGAUAAUUUGAAAGCUCUAUUUCGUCCACAAUCUAUGAUGGUUCCAGAUUAUCGUCUUAUCGCCGAAGUUAUUCUCUAUUCAGAAGGUUUUGAAAAUUCCAAAGUUUUAGCACGUAAAAUGGUUCAAAUGUACAAACUAUGCUCUGAACAGCUAUCACAACAAGAUCACUAUGAUUUCGGUAUGCGUGCAGUCAAGUCUGUGUUAGUCAUGGCCGGUGUAUUAAAACGUGAAAGUCCAAAUAUUGAUGAAGAUCUUGUUUUAAUUCGUGCUCUACGUGAUUCAAAUCUACCGAAAUUCUUAACUGAUGAUGCUAUCCUCUUCAAAGCUAUCAUCCAAGAUUUGUUUCCAAAUGUUCUCCUUCCCGAACACGAUUAUGGUGAAUUACGUCGUACAAUUAUUGAUAUUCAAACACGUCGAGGUUUACAAAACGAUGAAUCGCAAAUACGAAAAGUUAUUCAAUUCUACGAAACAAUGCUUAUUCGACAUGGUGUCAUGUUAGUUGGACCGACACUCGGUGGAAAAACGACUGUAUAUCGCAUAUUAGCAGAUUCACUAACAGAUCUACAUGCACACGGUGCUGCGUAUCAUUUCUAUCAACCAGUACAUACUUAUGUACUCAAUCCGAAAUCGAUUACUGCUGGAGAAUUAUACGGUGAAUUCAAUAAAACAACUAUGGAAUGGAGAGAUGGUCUUAUGGGAAGCAGUGUUCGGCAAUGUGUAACGGAUCAAACAAAAGACCAUCAUUGGAUUAUCUGUGAUGGGCCUGUUGAUGCAGUUUGGAUUGAAAAUUUAAAUACAGUGUUAGAUGACAAUAAAAUGUUAUGUUUAGCCAACAGUGAACGUAUUAAAUAUACACCCUAUAUACAUAUGGUCUUUGAAGUACAAGAUUUAGCCUGUGCUUCACCUGCUACAGUCAGUCGUUGUGGCAUGGUCUACAUUGAUUCAAAUGAUAUUCGAUGGUAUCCAUAUGUGAAAACAUGGAGUCGAAAGUUUGAAGAGAAAUUUGGCGAAUUUUAUACUGAAUAUCUUCUGAACUUAUAUCAUACACAUAUCGACAAAGGUCUUCUUUUUAUACGAAAAAACUGUAAAGAAGUUGUCAAACAGGUCGAUAUCGCGAAAGUAAUCACAUUAUGUUGUUUGAUUGAUUCGUUAUUGACAACUGAUGAAAAAAUUGAUACGAAAUUAGAAGAAUCAAAGAUAAAGAUCAUGAUUGCGACAACAUUCGUGUUUUGUUAUGUUUGGAGUGUUGGCGGUAAUAUCGUUGCUAAAGAUUGGGAUCAAUUCGAUACAUUUGUUCGUCAACAAUUCGAAGAAGAUGCCGAUGCGAAACUCGGCCAAGGUGGAGAUCUAUUCUCGUAUGAAAUUGAUGUUCAUCAUCGUCGUAUGGAAACUUGGGAGAAAAGUGUACCUGGAUUCAAAUACGACAAAACCAAACCAUUCUUUGAUCUACUCGUCCCAAAUAUAGACUCAUGUCGAUUUGGUUAUCUACUCGAAAAACUUGUCUCAGUCAACAAAUCUGUUUUGUUCACUGGAGAAACAGGUGUUGGAAAAACUGUCAUUGCACGCGCACAAUUAUUGAAAUUAGCUGACGAACAGAAUAUUCUACCAUUGUUUCUCAACUUUUCGGCACAAACAAGCAGUAAACGAACACAGGAGAUGAUCGUACCAAAAUUAGAAAAACGUAAGAAGAAUGCACUUGGCCCACCAAGAGGUAAACGUAUGGUUAUUCUAAUCGAUGAUUUAAAUAUGCCGAAACUUGAAACGUAUGGUGCCCAGCCACCGAUUGAACUUUUGCGACAAUAUCAAGAUUUUCACGGCCUUUACGAUCGUGAAACAUUAAAAUGGGUCGAGAUUCAGGAUGUCAUUCUUUGUGCUGCUUGUGGUCCGCCAGGUGGUGGUCGUAAUCCAACGACUGCUCGUCUUCUUCGUCACUUUGCUAUAUUCGCUAUUCCAGCGCCAUCGGAAUACAGUCUUAAACAUAUUUUCAAAUCGAUUCUCAAUGGCUAUUUAGCAGAUUUUAAUCAAAAUGUCAAACAAGUUGGUGAUGGUAUUGUUGAUGCUGCUGUGGAAAUUUACUCACGUAUGAGCGCAGAAUUGUUGCCUACACCAACAAAAUCUCAUUAUGUUUUCAAUCUACGAGAUUUAUCGAAAUGUAUCCAAGGAAUUCUACAAGUUAAACCGGAAAGUGUAUCUGAUCAAGGAAGUUUAGUGCGUGUAUUUUUCCAUGAAGCAAUGCGUGUCUUUCACGAUCGAUUGAUUAAUGACGACGACAAACAAUAUUUUCACAAUAUGCUUGCCGAAUUAGCUUCCCGAUUAUUUGCCAUUCAAAUUGAAGCCACAACAUUUGUGAAGAAACCAAUCGUAUUCGGCGAUUUCAUGAAGGUGGGCGCACCGAAAAAUGAACGUCUCUACGAAGAAAUCACCGAUAUGAAUAAAAUUCGUAACGUUCUACAAGAUUAUCAAGAAGACUACAAUUUAACCAAUAAUAAAAACACUCGCUUAGUCUUCUUCAUGGAUGCUAUUGAACACAUCGCUCGUAUUGCUCGUAUCAUUCGACAAGAUCGUGGUAAUGCUCUGUUAGUCGGUGUUGGCGGUACAGGUAAACAAUCUUUAACUCGUCUUGCCAGUCAUAUUUGUGGUUAUAAAUGUUUUCAAAUUGAAUUAUCGCGUGGUUACAACUAUGAUAGUUUUCAUGAAGAUUUGAAGAAACUAUACGAACAAGCUGGACCGAAUAACCAAAAUACUGUUUUUCUCUUUACGGAUAAUCAGAUUGUUGUGGAAGAAUUUCUUGAAGACAUUAAUAAUAUUCUCAACUCUGGUGAAGUACCGAAUCUGUUCGAUAAACAAGAUGAAUAUGAAAAGAUGAUCAUCGGAUGUCGACCUGGUGCGAAGGAUGCUGGUAUACCAGAAAAUGAUCGUGAUGCUAUCUAUACGUUCUUUAUCAAUCGCGUUCGAAAUAAUCUUCAUUUGGUCUUGUGCAUGUCACCGGUCGGUUCAUCAUUUCGUACUCGUUGUCGUAUGUUUCCAUCACUUGUGAAUUGCUGUACAUUGGAUUGGUUUUCUGAAUGGCCACGCGAAGCUUUACUCUCUGUUGCACAUACAUCAUUCGAAAAAUAUCCUUGGUCAAAAGGUGAAGAAUACAUGGUGGACGCAUUAGCACAAAUGAGUGUGGAAAUCCAUAUGAGUGUAUCCGCCAAAGCAAAACAAUUGCUAUCGGAAUUGAGAAGAUACUACUAUACAACACCGACAUCGUAUUUGGAAUUGAUCAACUUGUAUUUAAUGAUGUUAAAUGAUAAGAAAAAAGAAAUCGAUACAGCACGAGCGCGUGUAGAACGUGGUUUGAAAAAAUUGGAAGAAACUAACGUGUUAGUUGAACAAAUGCAAUUAGAAUUAGUGGCAUUAGAACCACAAUUGAACAAAAAGUCGGAAGAAACAGCAAAACUGAUGGAAACCUUAGCUAUCGAUCAAGAAAAAGCUGAUGAAGUACGACGCGUUGUCAUGGAGGACGAGGCAGUCGCCCGUGUCAAAGCUGAAGAAACGCAAGCAAUGAAAGAUGAUGCCCAACGUGAUCUUAAUCAAGCCUUACCGGCUGUUGAAAAAGCUAAUGAAGCUAUCGGACGUUUGAAGAAAGAAUCUAUCGGUGAAGUGCGAACAUUUACAAAACCGCCUCAUAUGGUUGAAGUCGUUAUGCAAGCUGUUUGCAUUCUAUUCGACAAGAAGAAAGAUUGGCCAUCAGCGAAACUCCUGCUCGGUGAUUCCGAUUUCAUCAAUCAAGUUCGUAACUAUCCUAAAGAUAAUAUACCCGAGUCGGUUCUACGCGAUCUGAAACCGUAUCUCCAAUUGCCAAAUUUCAAUUAUAAAGACAUUCUUCAAGUAUCCGUUGCAUGCGCAAGUCUUGCUGAAUGGGUAAUCGCUAUGGAUACAUACGCUAAAAUAGCGAAAGAAGUGGCACCGAAACGUAAACGUGUUGCAGCAGCUGAAGCUGAUCUACGUGCUGUUAAUGAACAAUUGAAAAAGAAACAAAGUCAAUUGCAAGAAGUUGAAGUUAAGAUCAAAGAACUUCAAGAUUCAUAUGACCAUCAAGUAGCGGAAAAGAAAAAACUGGAAAUCUCGAUUAUGCAAACGCAAUCGCGAUUAAAACGUGCUUCGAAAUUGACAACAGCUUUAGCAGACGAACAAAUUCGUUGGAAAGAAAACAUCAACGAAUUUAUUGAACAAAUGAAAACUGUCACUGGUAAUGUUUUUGUUUCAUCGGCAUGUGUCGCCUACUAUGGUGCUUUUCCCUCAUCAUAUCGAACUGAACUUGUUGACCAUUGGGUUGUCGGAUGUAAAGAACACAAAAUACCAAUUCUAGACAAUCCGUCAAUAAUUAGCGUACUUGCCGAUGCUUUUUCAAUUCGACAAUGGGUUACACAAGGUUUACCACGGGAUGACUUCAGUACCGAAAAUGCUAUUCUAGUGACUAAAGGUCGUCGUUGGCCUUUAAUUAUCGAUCCACAAGAACAAGCAAAUCGCUGGAUUAAAAAUAAAGAAAAAGAUAAUCAAUUAAAAGUAAUCAAGAUGACGGAUGGUCAUUUCUUACGUAUAUUAGAAAACUGUGUACGUAUUGGUAUGCCUCUAUUGCUCGAAGAUGUUGGUGAAACAUUAGAUCCUGCUUUGGAACCGAUUUUACUGAAGCAAACAUUCAUGUCGGGCGGUCGAUUGUUGAUUCGUUUGGGUGAUUCAGAUAUUGAAUAUGAUACCAAUUUUAAAUUCUAUAUGACCACGAAAUUAAGCAAUCCACAUUACUUGCCCGAAAUUUGUAUCAAGGUGACAAUUAUCAAUUUUAGCGUUACAAAGCAAGGUUUAGAAGAUCAAAUUCUAAGUGACGUUGUGCGUCUUGAACGACCUGAUCUUGAUGAAGAAAUGAAUCGUCUUAUUAUUACUAUGAACAAUGAUCGAAAUCAAUUGAAAGCUAUCGAAGACAAGAUUUUGAAGAUGUUAUUCGAGAGUGAAGGCAAUAUUCUAGAUAACGAAGAAUUAGUUAACUCGCUCAACGAUUCGAAGGUAACGUCGACCGCAAUUAAGCGUCGUCUUGAAGAAACAUUGAAAACGGAAGCAAAUAUAUCUGCUGCUCGAGAGAAAUAUCGUCGUGCAGCAACACGUGGUUCUCUUUUGUAUUUCGUUGUUGCUGAUCUAAGUUUAAUCGAUCCGAUGUAUCAAUUUUCUCUUCGUUACUUCACUCAAUUAUUUAAUACAACGAUUGAAAACAGUACGAAAAGCGAAGAUCUCACUCAACGAUUACAAACAAUUCUCGACAGUACAACCGAAAAUAUCUACACAAAUGUUUCUCGUGGUCUCUUUGAAAAAGACAAACUGGUGUUCAGUUUUCUUCUCUGCGCUGAAAUAUUGAAAUUAGAAGGUGUUAUCAACGAAGUCGAAUGGAACUUUUUACUUCGUGGAGGUCUGGUAACUGAACAAAAACGACCACCGAAACCAGCACACGAUUGGCUCAUUGCCGAACACUGGAAUCAAGCAUUAGCCUUAGCUGAUGUAUCUGAACUAUACAAGAAUUUACCACGCGAUAUCGAAAAUUAUCAACAACCAAUCUAUGUUGAUAUCAACUCAGAACUGCGUAUUGUCAUUAAUAGCAACGAUAUAACCACGAAAGUUCCUAGUGAAUACAAUACAAAAGCAACGGACUUUCAAAAAUUGUUAUUUGUGAAAGCCUUUGCGCCUUAUUCACUUGUACAAUCAAUCACGUAUUUCGUUGCGGAACAAUUGGGCAAAAAAUUUGUUGAGAGUCCUUCGGUGGAAUUGCCUAUACUCUAUCAAGAUAUAUCGAAUCGUACACCACUGGUAUUUAUUUUGAGUACAGGUUCAGAUCCUAUGUCAAGUUUUACCAGAUUUGCUGCUGAAAUGAACAUGACUAAUAGUUACAAAGCGAUUUCACUCGGUCAGGGUCAAGGUCCUGUUGCUGAAGAUAUGAUCACAAAAUCAGUCGCAGCUGGAGAAUGGGUCUUCUUACAAAAUUGUCAUUUAGCUGCUAGUUGGAUGAUAAACAUGGAAUCGAUUGUAAAAAAUAUCAACGAAGGUAUUACUGUCUGUCAUCCAAAUUUCCGAUUGUAUCUCAGUUCGAUGCCUGCAAAAACGUUUCCUGUUAGCGUUCUCCAGAAUAGUGUGAAAGUUACUAGCGAACCACCCAAAGGUAUUCGUGCAAAUAUGAAACGUGCUUUCAUCGAUAUUACGCCGACAUUCUUUGAAACACAUCGUUUGGAAAUGGACUGGAAGAAGAUCGUUUUUGGUAUUUGCUUCUUUCAUGCUAGUCUACUAGAACGAAAGAAAUUCGGACCAUUGGGUUUUAACAUUCGUUAUGAAUUCAAUGAUAGCGACCGUGACUGUGCUUUGUUAAAUUUUGAUAUGUUCUGUAAAGAUGGAGCGAUUCCAUGGGAUGCAUUAGUGUAUAUAACUGGUGAGAUUACCUAUGGUGGUCGUGUCACUGAUUUCUGGGAUCAACGUUGUUUACGUACGAUUUUACGUCGAUUCUUCUCGCCACCAACUCUGGAAUCUGAUUAUAAAUAUUCUUCAUCGGGUACAUACUAUUGUCCAGAACAGCAAUUUCUUCAACAGUAUCGAGAUUAUAUCGAAGAAUUACCGAUUACGGACAAUCCCGAAAUCUUCGGAAUGAACUCGAAUGCUAACAUCACAUUUCAAACUCAAGAAUCGAAUUAUCUUGUGAAUACGAUUAUCGAUAUUCAACCACGUGUAUCAUCAGGUGGUGCUGGCAAAUCCAAUGAUGAAAUUGUUUACGAUCUAGCUCAAACCAUUCUCGAGAAAUUACCAGAAAAAUUAGAUAUCGAAAAAGCUCCGCGUUCACUAUUCGAACCUGACUCGAAAGAUCGAUUGAAUUCUUUGACAACUGUUCUUCAACAAGAAGUCGAUCGAUACAAUCGUCUAUUGAAUAUCAUUAAACUGUCACUUGGAAACCAAAUGAAAGCAAUCAAAGGUCUUGUUGUGAUGGAUGAAACUCUAGAAAAAAUGUAUACGGCUUUUUUGAACAAUCAAGUACCUUCAAUAUGGGCAGAUGCAGCAUAUCCAUCGUUGAAAUCCUUAGCCUCAUGGAUAAAAGAUCUUCUGUUACGUUGCGAUUUCACUAGUCUUUGGAUUAUUCAUGGUUUACCUAAAUCUUUUUGGUUACCUGGUCUAUUCUUUCCUCAAGGCUUUCUUACAGGUGUUCUACAAGUUCAUGCUCGUAAAUAUGAUUUACCAAUCGAUGAACUGAGCUUUCAUUUUACCGUCCUACCAUUCGAACGAGAUCAAGUCACGUACAAUGAAGAAGCUAAACGUAUGGAAUAUGGAAAGAAACUUGAAGUUGAUCAAAAAUUACCACACAUAAAAGACGGUGUAAUUCUGCAUGGUCUUUACAUGGAAGCAUUCCGUUGGGACCACGAACGACAACAGAUCUCGGAUGCAGUUCGUGGCGAAAUGAUAGCGUCAUUACCUAUGUUACAUAUGGAACCUCGACAAAACUAUGUUGUUGAUCCAACACAUUAUAUUUCUCCGUUGUAUAAAACUGCUGCUCGAGCUGGUGUUCUAUCUACGACAGGUCAUUCGACAAACUUUGUCGUUACAGUAAAUUUACCAACUGAUAAACCACAAGAUUACUGGAUAUCGAUGGGCAGUGCACUACUAUGUCAAAUGACUGAUUAA
Molecule: messenger RNA, 12435 nt
Organism: Adineta ricciae
Lineage: Eukaryota; Metazoa; Rotifera; Eurotatoria; Adinetida; Adinetidae
Source: the annotation of a GenBank genome assembly